Microcebus murinus (gray mouse lemur) is the source of this 7095-nucleotide messenger RNA. It is a transcript of the gene BCL2, whose product is annotated as BCL2 apoptosis regulator. Gene Ontology annotation, molecular function: BH domain binding. The record is from RefSeq and is a predicted model, not a curated record. Gene Ontology annotation, cellular component: mitochondrial outer membrane. Gene Ontology annotation, biological process: intrinsic apoptotic signaling pathway in response to DNA damage; negative regulation of apoptotic process; extrinsic apoptotic signaling pathway in absence of ligand. NCBI's taxonomy places the organism in Eukaryota, Metazoa, Chordata, Mammalia, Primates, Cheirogaleidae.
GCCGCCAGCGAAGGUGCCUGGGCGCCGGGCCCUCCCCGCGGCGGCCGUCAGCGCUCGGAGCGGGCUGCGCGGCGGGAGCUCGGGGAGGCGGCCGCCGCUGCCGCCGCCGCGCAGGAGCAGCAGGAGGAGAAAGGGUGCGCAGCUCGGAGGCGGGGUGCGCCGGUGGGGUGCAGCGGAAGAGGGGGUCCAGGGGGGAGAACUUCGUAGCAGUCAUCCUUUUUAGGAAAAGAGGGAAAAAAUAAAACCCUCCCCCACCACCUCCUCCUCCCCAGCCCUCGCCGCACCACACACAGCGCGCGGGCUCUCGCGCUCGGCACCGGCGGGCCGGGCGCGUCCUGCCUUCAUUUAUCAAGCAGCUUUUCGGAAAAUGCAUUUGCUGUUCGGAGUUUAAUCAGAAGAGGAUUCCUGCCCCCGUCCCCGGCUCUUCCAUCGUCCCCCCUCCCCUGUCCCUCUUCGUGGAGGCGUGAAGCGGUCCCGUGGAUGGAGGUCCAUGUCUGCGCCCGCGCGUGUCUGUGCGUGUGUAAAUUGCCGAGAAGGGGAAAAAUCACAGGACUUCUGCACAUACUGGACUGAAAAUUGUAAUUCAUCUGCCGCCGCCGCUGCCUUCUCUCGUGCUCUUGAGAUCUCCGGUUGGGAUUCCUACGGACUGACAUUUCUGUGAAGCCCAAGUCUGGGAAUCAAUCUGGAAAUCCUCCUAAUUUUUACUGCCCCCUACUCCUGAUUCAUUUGGAAGUUUCAAAGCAGCUAUAACCGGAGAGUUCUGAAGAUUGAUGGGAUCGUUGCCUUAUGCAUUUGUUUUUGGUUUGACAAAAAAGGAAACUUGACAGAGGAUCAUGCUGUCCUUAAAAAAUACAACAUCACGGAGGAAGUAGACUGAUACUAACAAUCUUAUUAAUAAUAAUGUGCCUCAUGAAAUAAAGAUCCGAAAGGAAUUUGAAUAAAAAUUUCCUGCAUCUCAUGCCAAGGGGAAACACCAGAAUCAAGUGUUCCGCGUGACUGAAGACACCCCCUCAUCCAAGAAUGCAAAGCACAUCCAAUGAAAUAACUGGAUUAUAACUAUUCCUCUUUCUUUGGGGGCCGUGGGGUGGGAACGGGGGCGAGAGGUGCUGUUGGUACCCGGCUGCUCUUCCUCGGUGGAAGGAUGGCGCACGCUGGGAGAACAGGGUAUGAUAACCGGGAGAUAGUGAUGAAGUACAUCCACUAUAAGCUGUCGCAGAGGGGCUACGAGUGGGAUGCUGGAGAAGCGAGCGCUGCGCCCCCGGGGGCCGUCCCCGCACCUGGCAUCUUCUCUUCCCAGCCCGGGGGCACCCCCCCUCCCGCUGCGCCUCGGGACCCGGCCGCCAGGACCUCGCCCCCGGCCGCCCACGCCGCUGCCGCGGGGCCUGCGCUCAGCCCAGUGCCACCUGUGGUCCACCUGACCCUCCGCCAGGCGGGCGAUGACUUCUCCCGCCGCUACCGCCGCGACUUCGCCGAGAUGUCCAGCCAGCUGCACCUGACGCCCUUCACCGCGAGGGGACGCUUUGCCACGGUGGUGGAGGAGCUCUUCAGGGAUGGGGUGAACUGGGGGAGGAUUGUGGCCUUCUUUGAGUUCGGUGGGGUCAUGUGUGUGGAGAGCGUCAACCGGGAGAUGUCGCCCCUGGUGGACAACAUCGCCCUGUGGAUGACUGAGUACCUGAACCGGCACCUGCACACCUGGAUCCAGGAUAACGGAGGCUGGGACGCCUUCGUGGAAUUGUAUGGCCCCAACAUGCGGCCUCUGUUUGAUUUCUCCUGGCUGUCUCUGAAGACUCUGCUCAGCCUGGCCCUGGUGGGAGCUUGCAUCACCCUGGGUGCCUAUCUGGGCCACAAAUGAAGUCAACACACCUGCACCAAACAAAUAUGCAAAAGGUUCACUAAAGCAGUAGAAAUAAUAUGCAUUGUCAGUGAUGUACCCUGUAACGAAGAAGCUGUGCUCUCUCUCUAAAACGAAAACAAAAAAACAAAAACAAAAAAUCAAUAAACAACACACACACAAAACAGCUUUCAGACAAAAUGUCGAAUCAGCUAUUUACUGCCAAAGGGAAAUAUCAUUUAUUUUUUACAUUAUUAAGAAAAAAGAUUUAUUUAUUUAAGACAGUCCCAUCAAAACUCCUGUCUUUGGAAGCCCUACCACGAAUUGCAAAGCACCACUUCAUGUGGCUCCACCUGGGUGUCUGGUGCCAAUAAACACAGAUUUGUUUUCCAUGUUGUUGGCUGGACUGACUCACCAUCUGAAGAGGAGACAGAUGGACAAGGACCUGACUGUCGGUGAAGGCUGGGGAGAAGGUGUUCCUUUUACUUGCAUUUCUUUGCCCUGGGGGGUAGGAUAUUAAUAAAGGGAGGGUGCUGGGAGGAAGUCCAUUCUUUCCUGGCCUGAAGAACAGACUUUGUGCAUAUAACUCAAGUGGUACAUACCUGGUUAGAGGAAAAAAGCUGGGAAUUUCAGAUGAACAUGGUACCCUCCGGGAUUUCCCCAUGAAAGGACAGUGAUGGGAAAAAUGCCCUUAAACCAUAGGAAAGUAUUUUUUUAAGCUACCAAUUGUGCCGAGAAGCAUUUUAGCAAUUUAUACAAUAUCAUCCAGUACCUUAAGCCCUGAUUGUGUAUAAUCAUAUAUUUUAGAUACGCAACACCUCCCCCCCCCUUCCUCCCAAUACUGGCUCUGUCUGAGUAGGAAAUGAUCCUCUGGAACUUGAAGAACUGAGCAUUUCAGCGACGUCUUCAACUUCAGAAAGGCUAAGAGUUACCCAGAGCAACAGGCCGCCACAAGUGCCUGCUUUUAGAGACCCAAGUCUGCAGAUCCUGCCCUGCGUCCCAGCUCAGAGGCCUGGUCCUGGAAAUUGGCCUGGGCACUCGUGGGCCUCCUCCAGGGGUAUUAAACAGAGUAGUGUGGUCUCUGAAUGUUUGGAAGCUGACGGAGCUCAGAAUUCCACUGCCAAGAAAGAGCAAUAGAGGGCCAGGCCUGGGCCUGCUCGCCGGGGGGGCCCCCCAGGUAGGCCCGUUUUGAUGUGGAACCUGGAAGCCACUGCUCUUCUUAAGACAUGUAUCACUGUGGAAGGAAGGAACAGAGGCGCUGUGCCUUUCCUCGCAGAGGGACAUGGGGAAGCCUCAUGGAAACGAAAGAUAAGAGGAGAUGGCGGCCGCCAUUUUGGCCACGGCACAUGCGCACUGGCUGUGCGGACAUCAGCCGGCCAGUGCGUGCGGCUUAAAGCAAGGCUUUAAAUGAUUUUGAGGAGGGUCAUAAAUCCUAAAGGAAGCGUUGAAAUGAGGUGUCAUGGAUUAAUUGACCUAUGGCUAUGGAAUUACAUGUAAAACAUUAUCUUGUCAUUGUAGUUUGGUUUUAUUUGAAAACUUGACAGAAAAAAAAAAAGAGUUCCAGGUGUGGAAUGUGGGGCUUAGCUAUACAUCCUGGGGCGUUAAAAAAAAAAAAAUAAAAUAAAAAAAAGGUGGAAAACUAUAGAGAAGUAGUGAAAGAAGAGAAAUCUCCAGCUAAUAAACUAGAAAGUAUUUUUUUCAAGUUUAGAGUCAGCCUUGAGACAUUUGUGCAUUAACUUUGUGGCAUUAUCACAUUAUAUACCAUUUAUCUGUAUUAACUCUGGAAUGUACUAUGUUCAUUGUUUAAUGCUGUGGUUGAUAUUUCGAAAGCUGCUUUUGAAAAAAAGAUACCUGCAUCUCAGCGUUUUUAAAGAAAUUGUAUUUAGUUAUGGCCUCUACACUAUUCUUUAGCAAAAGUGAUCAUUUUCCAUUUGAGAUUUUUGUUUAUUGAUUCUUCAAAAACAUUUCUGAUAAGGUGAGAUGAGCCCUGAGUCUCAGCUACCUGAGAGACCCUGGAUUUCAGUGGCCACUGAGGAGCUUUGUUUAAACCACGUUGUGUGCAUUUCCAUGUCAACAGAAUUGUUUAUUGUGAUGGAUAUAUCUGUUGUCCCUUUGACCUUGUUUCUUGAAGGUUUACUUUCCCUGGGCAAUCCAGCGUUUAACUCAUGUUACUUAGGAUUACAUGCAUGUUUGGUUAAACCCAUGAGGUUCAUUCAGUUGAAAAUCCAGAUGGGAAAUGGCCAGAGAAUUAAAAUCUGGCUAUGAUAGUUUUGACCUUUAGAGAGUUGCUUUACGUGGCCGGAAAUCAGCAAGACCCAUCUAGAGCCCUCCUGCCCUCCUUCCACAGGGGUCUCCACGGCUCUCCUAUUGGGCCUUCCUGAACCACAGUGGCAGCUACACUCCACUGAGAAAGCAGGAAACCUGUGGUAUGAAGCCAGACCUCCCUGGCGGGCCUCAGGGAACAGAAUGAUCAGACCCUUGAAUGAUGCUAAUUUUUAAGCAAAAUAUUAUUUUAUGAAAGGUUUACAUUGUCAAAGUGAUGAAUACGGAAUAUCAAAUCCUGUGCUGCUAUCCUGCCAAGAUCAUAUUAAUGGAGUCAGUUUGCAGUACACUCCAAGUGGCAAGAUCCUCCAAGCUGCUUUAGAAGUAACAAUGAAGAACAUGGACAUUUUUAAUAUAAAGCCUAUUUGUCUUUUGUUGUUGUUGUUAUUGUUGUUGUUCAAAUGGAUACAUAGAGUAUUUGAAAAAUGUAUAUAUAAAAAAAAGUUACAGGGGGAGCUAACUUCUGGCUGGUUUUCUUUAGCUGUGGGAUUUUGUUAUAUGGUUUUAAUGAUAAAUGUGCCAGCCACCCAACUCCAGAACUGUACAGUAUUGUGGCUGCACUCGCUCUAAGAGUAGUUGAUGUUGCAUUUUUCUUAUUGUUAAAAACAUAUUAGAAGAAAUGAAUGUAUAUAAAAGCCUCAACUAGUCAUUUUUUUCUCCUCCUUUUUUUCAUGUAAUCAGAUUAUUUUGCAACCAGGCAACAGAGAACCAUCCAUAAUUUCGUGUUGAGAAGGGGGUCACACCUGCAUCUUAAUUCCUCUUUAUAAACGAAAGGGAAUCCUCUGUAAGUACUCCUCUUUGCAUUGGGUAGGCUCAGAGUUAAACAGAGCACACAUACUUUCCAAAUUGGAGUUGGGUCUCUAAAAAGAGCCCCAAGGAGAAGAGCAUCUAAGAACCUUCUGGGUCCUCCCAAGCCCUCAUUGCACAAGUCCCCUAAGAGACCAAAACAGCAACUGACAGAUUCUACAGCAAACAGUUCAUCCCAGAAGAUUUUUCAGGGGCUGACAAUUCCUGUAGUCUUAAGAUUUGGAUAAAAUUCAUAUUUGGAAUUAAGGAAGCACCUUAAUUUAAUUCAAACAAAAAACCAGCAUCUCUGCCCCAGCUCACUUAUCUAUGAUUUUCAGAUGUGGCCUUUCAUUUACAUGUGACUUUUAUGUCAUUGGUAAAUGCUUAUUGCUUACCAUCUAAAGACCUAGCUCUGGCCCAGUGGGAAAAAUUAGGAAGUGAUUAUAAAUCAAGAGGAGUUAUAAUAAUCAAGAUUAAACGUACAUAAUUAGGGCAAUCCCAACACAUGUCUAGCUUUCACAUCAAGAAUCUAUUGAAUGAACAGAAUUGCAAAUAGUCUAUAUUUGUGAUGAAACUUAUCCUCAAACAAAUCAUUUAUAAAUAUGAACUUAAACUCAUUCCAAUUGUACUUUUAAGGCAGUGGUUGUUUUUAUACUUUCUUAUCACUUAUAGUUAGUAAUGUACACCUACUCUAUCAGAGAAAAACAGGAAAGGCUUGAAAUAUAAGCCCUUCUAAGGAAAUUAGGGAGUCAGUUGAAAUUCUAUUCUGAUCUUAUUCUGCGCUGUCUUUUGCAGCCCAGACAAAUGUGGUUACACACUUUUUAAAAAAUACAAUUCUACAUUGUCAGGCUUAUGAAGGUUCUAAUCAGAUCUUUAUUGUUAUUCAAUUUGGAUCUUUCAGGGAAUUUUUUUUUUAAUUAUUAUGGCACAAAGGACAUUUGUUGCAGGGGUGGGAGGGAGGAAGAAUUUUUAAGUAAGUAAAACAUUCCCAAGUUUGGAUCAGCAAGUGGAAGUUUUCAGAAUAGCCAGAGCUGUAGGGUAUGAGGUACCUUCAGUAGGGUCAAUGUGACAAAUGAGAAACAUUUUGAAGUUCUGUGGUAAAGCAUUUAGAUUCCCAAGUGCAGUGCAGUUUGGCAGUGUAAUGUUGUACAUUUCAAGCUGGAUAUGUUUAAUAGGUAUUUAAACAAUAAAUUUGAAAUUUUAACCAAUAGGAUAUUUAAUGGCAACCUUCUGGUUGACAGGGACAUCUGUUUCCAAAUGCUUAUUAUGCACAAUACAGGGGAAAAAAAUUAAUAAAAUGUGAUUAAAUAGAACAAUGUUAAACUGAAUUGGGUAAGUGAUAAUACAAGUCUCUUAGCCUUACCCAAUGAAUCAUUCUGUUCCAUGUCUUUGAACAACCAUGAAAUAUGCAUCUCACUGGGCACAAAGAAAACCAGAUGGCAUAUAGAUGGUAUUGCACCAAUUCAUCAUGACUACCCAAAGCCAACAUUCCAUCAAUAACAAAGUCGUUCUUCCUACCAGGCUCAGCAUAGAAGACAAAAAUACUCGUGGAAAAUGAAGGCUAGCUUAAUCAAAAAAUCCUGGAACUGUUAAUAAAUAUGAUUAUAGUGUAAUACUCAGUAAUGCCAUACACCUAAACCUUUUGGGAAAUCUGCAGUGGACCCUCCAGAUAGCUCAUUUCAUUAAGUUUUUCCCUCCAGGGUACCAUUUGAAGGAGUGAUAGAAGAUUAAAUUUCUUUGGGGAAAACUUUCUUUCAGUGAUUGUGUUUAUUAUGAUAUCUUCUUAAGUUCUCAACCAAGAUUUGUUUUUGUUUUGAGUUACUGGGGUUAUUUUUGUUUUAAAUAAAAUAAGUGUACAAUAAGUGUUUUUGUAUUGAAAGCUUUUGUUACCAAGAUUCUCAUACUUUUACCUUCCAUGGCUGUUUUUAAGGUUGAUACUUUUUAGGGGUGGCUGAUAAUCCUGCAAUGCAAUAGACACACAAAAAUAUAUGGUAAGCAUACUUUACAUAGUUAACGCAAAAUAAGUCUCCAGUUGGCCACUAUUAAGUAUAAUGGCACUUUGUUUGUGUUGUUGGAAAAAGUCGCAUUGCCAUUAAAUUUUUUCUUGUCUUUCCAGUUAAUAUUUGAAGAAAAAUAAAGUACAGUGUGAGAUAUUG